CUUAAUUCAUGUUCCAGGGCCCUAGUUUGGCAAAUCAAUACAGAAUAUUCUUAGGGAGCCAUAUUAUUAAUUCCUGAUUGGAAACUCAACUGAAUACUCAAUAUAUGAUCCGUGAUUUUGACAUAUUGAUAAAUAAAUGAGUAAGGGGCAGUUUGGGGAUAGUGUGCUGAGGUUUGGAGCAUAUCUGAUAACAGAAAAAGCAGGAAAUCGAGGUGAACUUUUCCAGACACAUGAACUAAGUUUGGAGUGAGAAUACCCACUGCAUAUUAGAGUUGAACAUAUUAUGUGAGAUAGUGUUUCACAUACAAUACAAACAGCUAAAUAUAACUGUAAAUUCUAAGUACAUAUUGGACGAGUUUUGUAUAAGUAAACAUAUCACUUUUGGAUAACAUAAAAUGACUUCGCAUCCAGUGAAAAAAGUCCCCAUUCAUUUACAGAGUGCUCAAUCAAGGCUCUUCAUAAAAGGAGGUAAAAUAGUGAAUGACGAUUGUUCCUUUGACGCUGACAUCUACAUUGAAGAUGGUAUCAUCAAGCAAGUUGGUAACAAUCUCGUCAUUCCUGGUGGCUCACGAACAAUUGAUGCCCGGGGGCUCCUGGUCCUCCCUGGGGGUAUUGACACUCACACCCAUUUCCAGCUCCCAUUCAUGGGUACACAGUCUGUAGAUGACUUCUAUUCAGGCACUAAGGCAGCCCUGGCUGGAGGCACCACAAUGAUAAUUGACUUUGUGCUAGAUCAGAAGGGUGUUUCACUGCUAGAUGCCUAUGACAAAUGGAGAGGUUGGGCUGAUGCUAAAGUAUGUUGUGACUAUGGUCUCCAUGUCGCUGUCACAUGGUGGAGUGAGGAUGUAUCCAAACAAAUGGAAAUGCUCUGUGCAGAGAGAGGUAUCAAUUCAUUCAAGAUGUUCCUUGCCUACAAAGAUGUGUUCAUGUUGGAUGAUUCAGAGCUCUACAGUGCAUUUCAAAAGUGUAAAGAACUUGGUGCCUUGGCCAUGGUACACGCUGAAAAUGGACAUCUCAUUGCUGAAAAAUCAAAGGAGAUGAUAUCGUCAGGAAUUACAGGCCCAGAGGGUCACGCCAUGUGCCGACCAGAAGAGGUUGAGGCUGAAGCUACUCAGCGAGCUAUCACAGUUGCCGAUCAGGCAAACUGCCCCCUCUAUGUUGUACACGUCAUGAGCAAAUCUGCUGGUGAUGUUGUUGCAGCUGCACGGCGGAAAGGUAAUAUAGUGUUUGGUGAGCCAAUAGCAGCCAGUCUUGGUACAGAUGGUACUCAUCAGUGGAACAGAUGUUGGCGACACUCUGCAGGACACGUCAUGGGACCUCCUCUCCGAGAUGACCCCACCACCCCCGGGUAUUUAAUGGAUCUCUUAGCAAGCGGUGACCUUCAAGUCACUGGCACCGAUAACUGCACAUUUAACGCUGAGCAAAAGGCGCUAGGGAAGGAUGACUUCAGAAAAAUUCCCAAUGGAGUCAAUGGUGUAGAGGAUAGGAUGUCUGUCAUAUGGGAGAAAGGAGUGCACUCAGGCAAGAUGGACCCCUGCAGGUUUGUAGCAGUGACCAGCACAAAUGCAGCAAAGAUAUUCAACGUUUAUCCUAAAAAGGGCCGCAUUCAAGUGGGAUCAGAUGCUGACCUUGUUCUCUGGGAUGCCAACAAGACGCGCACUAUCUCAGCCAAGACACAUCACCAGGCAGUUGACUUCAACAUAUUUGAGGGUAUGGUGGUCCAUGGUGUUGCUUCUACUGUGAUCAGCGGAGGAAGAGUUGUACUGGAUGAAGGAGAGCUUCACGUCACCCAAGGUGUGGGCAAGUUUGUUCCAACCCCUGUCAAUGCUGAACAUGUAUAUGGCCGUGUACGAAACAGGGAAUCGGCCCGUAUUCCACAAAAGGUAGUUCGUGAUCCAUAUGAAGGCAAAGUCAUCGAGAUUUCCAAUACUGUCGCUGACAGCCAUGCUCCCAUCAAUCCAAUCUGUCCCAAUGCCAUCAAUGGUGCAGACCCCUUCUCCACACAUAGCAGACCCCCUACAAGUAGUGGCGGUAGGAACCUGCAGGAUUCUAGCUUCUCUCUUAGUGGUAGGCGUGGUUUGGCUUUUAUAUGGCACACCCAGCAGAAAACUUUGAUAUCUCAAAUAUUAUCUGACACAGGGUUAAUUUGGGGGAGUAUGAGUUUCAUAGGGACUAGGAGUUUCACUUAUGUGACAUGUAAAGUCUCAAUUGUACAAUUGUAUAUUGCAGUGUCAUUCACAUGCCUUUAAAUUACCUUCUACAAUGUAUUUAUUCAGAAAAUAUCAAAUUGUAAAAAUUUCACUUAGGGCAAAUCUGCACUGGGCUUAUCAAAGGGAAAAUGGGCCUAUUAGGCUAAUUAUUAGUGCAAUUUUAUCUUUAUACUUCAUCCUCUUUUUUAGUCACACAUAGCACAUUAACUUUAAUCUCACAUCAUCAUUGUAAUUUCAAUACUAUUUCAUAACAAAAUUUAAAGUUUUCUGCUUCGGUCAUAGCUACAUUAUUUAACAAACAAAUCAGUCAACGAUUCCUUUAUUGAAAGAUUUUGCUCAUGUAUUUGAGGGGUAAUCGUUGAUAUGGUCAGCUCAUAAAGCUGCACAGAAGUGUGUAAUUUUCUACAUGUGAAUUGAAACCUUCCAAAUUACAAUUUCUUUGUGUCAUGAUGUCCAAUCAAGACAGUAUCUAGUGGGCUUUGUAUAAAAAACCUCCUACCUCAUAACCACCUACCCACCUACGUGGGACAUGAUACAGUCAUUGAAGGGUUGAAUUUUAAAGAUUUUUAAAUCUCAAAAUAGCUCUAAUUAUUAACAUUUCUACAAUUCUGUCU
Messenger RNA from Owenia fusiformis, 2824 nucleotides. NCBI's taxonomy places the organism in Eukaryota, Metazoa, Annelida, Polychaeta, Sabellida, Oweniidae. The record is from the annotation of a GenBank genome assembly.